CUCUGUGUUUUCACAGCUCUGGGCGUUCUGCUCACUCUGCACAUCGCUUCAUCCAACAAGCUGGUGUGCCACAUGACAAACUGGGCCCAGUACAGGCCAAGCAGUGCCAAAUUCACCCCGGACAACGUUGAUCCCUUCCUGUGCACACAUGUUGUCUAUUCUCUGGCCACCAUCAGCAGCUUCAACCAGAUCAUCCCAACUGAGUGGAACGAUGAGGAGCAGUAUGCCAGGCUCAACAGCCUCAAGAAUGUUAAUCCUGCACUGAAGACUCUGCUGUCUGUCGGAGGCACAGACAAUGGAAUAAGCCCAUUCAUCGGCAUGGUUGCCAAGCCUGAGAGACGCGCAGCCUUCAUCAGGUCGGUCAUCAGCUUCCUGCGCACCCAUAACUUUGACGGGCUGAACCUGGCCUGGGAAUAUCCCGGCAGCAACGGCAGCACAGAGGAGGACAAGGAGAGGUUCACUCUGCUGGUCAUGGAACUGUUCAAGGCCUUUGAGGAAGAUGCCAAAGACAACAAGAAGACUCAGUUGCUGUUGUCAGCCACCGUUGCUUCAUUACGUCCCACCAUCGACAAAGCCUAUGAGGUCAACAAGAUUGCACCUCACUUGGACUUCAUCAGCGUCAUGACCUAUGACUACCAUGGACACUGGGAGCGAACUACCGGACACAACAGUCCACUGUACAGCAGCGCUGUGGACUCCGGCACUCACGUUCAUCACAACAUAAACUCUUCAAUAUCCCACUGGUUGGCUCUGGGAGCACCAGCUGAGAAGCUGCUACUAGGUUUCCCCACAUAUGGAAGAACAUAUCACCUUAUCAGCAGUGCUACCGGCCUAGGAGCACCAGCUAAGGGCCCAGCUGAUGCUGGACCCUACACUCGCACUGCCGGCUUCUGGGCCUUCUAUGAGAUCUGUGACUUCACCUCCAGUGCUACUUCUGAAUGGAUCGCUGAACAGCAGGUUCCAUAUGCCACCUAUGGCAGUUCCUGGUUGGGCUAUGAUGACGAGCGCAGCUAUUCUUCCAAGGUUCAGUGGAUGACUGCUUACAACCUGGGAGGUGCUCAUGUGUGGACUCUGGACCUGGAUGACUUUGUUGGAUCCUUCUGCUCAGCAGGAGCUUAUCCUCUUGUUAACCACCUCAGGAUGUCAAUGGGCUUCCCCCCCAAGCCCACCACCACCCCGGCCCCCACCACCACCAGGGACCCCAUGGCCGACUUCUGCCGCGGCCGCCCUAAUGGCCUGUAUGAGAAUGUAGCUGAUAAAACCACCUACUUCCAGUGCUUCCAGGGAAACACCUACCUGCACCACUGCCAGUCCGGCCUCAUCUUCUGGGACUCCUGCAAAUGCUGUGACUGGCCCUGAGCCACAGAAACAUGAACUACAAACAGUGUCAGCUUGCACUGAUUCACCUCAUGAUGCUGGGUUACAACUACAACCAUUUAGUAUGUAGCUGUCUCUUUGCAGCUGACUUUUCAUGAACAAAAUAAACCAAAGAUGAACUGAUGAAAGAUAUGCCUGAUUACUUCUGCUUUUCAUUCUCAUGUUUUAUGAGAAAAGU
Messenger RNA from Thunnus maccoyii (southern bluefin tuna), 1555 nucleotides. It is a transcript of the gene chia.1, whose product is annotated as chitinase, acidic.1. The transcript has 10 exons. The annotation marks the transcript as partial. The record is from RefSeq and is a predicted model, not a curated record. Gene Ontology annotation, biological process: carbohydrate metabolic process; chitin catabolic process. Lineage: Eukaryota; Metazoa; Chordata; Actinopteri; Scombriformes; Scombridae. Gene Ontology annotation, cellular component: extracellular region. Gene Ontology annotation, molecular function: chitinase activity; chitin binding.